ACUUCUCUUUCGUCUUUCCUAAUCUGUAAUCUGUCUCCUGUUCAUUUCUUGCUCAAUUAACCCUUUCAUGCAUUAAUACAUUAUUUAACAACAGAUCCACAUUUUUUACAUUUUUUUAAUUGCAUGUCAUGAAUUUUGGCUUUUUAUAAACAUGACUUUUACUAAAAAGUAAAUGGAUUGUCAGUGUAAAUUUAUUAAGAAAAUCUUCCUAAAAAUUGUUCACAUAAUUUGUUCGCAGGUCCAAAAUAUUCAAUAGUGAUGAUAUAAAUAUAUAUCUUUAAACAAAAUGUAGCAAUAUUCUUGACAUUUAGUUUACUGUUGUAUGAUGCAGCUGAUUUUGGAGGUAAAAAAAAUCAAUCUUUAAUUAAAAAUAUAUAUUUUAAAAAGCUAAGGCAUUUAUUGGAGUCUGGCACAAAAAAAAUAUAUUUUUUUAAUUUAAUUUGUGUUGAGACAUGGUGCACUGGGAAUAGCAGAUAGUCUACAGAAAUAUAUAAGUUUAAAUUUCAUGUUAAAUUGCACUAAUGGUGUCACGUGACCUGGAUGUGAUUUAUAACUUAUAUUUUUACUAAAAGCCUUAAACUGACUUCAUACAGGAGAGAGGGAAUAAAGCUCAGGAGAAUAUUUUAAUUACAGCUCCAACAGCAGAGCAGUUGGUUAAAGGGGAAAAAUAAUAAAUCAAAAUACAGAAUUACAAUAUGUAAGGUAUAUUGGGUUUAUUUUCUAUCUAUCUAUCUGUCUAUCUAUAUACAUUUACUGUUAAAUAUUCAAGAUAUUGAUCCUUCUGUUUUUUAUUCAUUUUCAGUGCGCUCUCAGACGUUUGGACCCGACUGUAUAUUAAAAAGUAUCUGAAUAUAUACUCUUAUGUAAGGAGUCAGGGGUUGAAUCACCUGAUUUAUGAUAUUUUACUGCUCAUGAGACUAAAUUAACUGAAUAUUAUAUUAAACAACAUCCACACUGGAUCCUGAACUAUCACAAAAUGCAAGCACACUUUAAUUAGGGAGCUGUUGGGAAUUUUAGUCAAGUUAAGUGGCUUUUAUUGUCAUUUCAACCAUAAACAGCUAGUUAGUACACAGUGAAACGAAACAGCGUUCCUCCAGGACCAAGGUGCUACAUAAAACAAGCACAGAACUACAAGAGACAUUACAUAUAUUUACGUAAAGUUCACAAGAGAGUACAAAACUAUCAAAACAUGACAAUGGGCACAGUGAGUUACAGUGCAGCGCCGACUAACACACAGUUCUAAUAAAAUGUGAAUCAGAUGACAGAAGUGCAAAAGAUUACCAUUAUAAGUUGCUGUAAUGUAAACAUAAGGAGUAACAGUUGUGUAGAGAGUAUAAAGAUAAUAAAGUAUGUGAUAAAUAUUUGUAGCAGCACAAAAUGCAAGUAGUGAAUACAGAGAUGUGUAAAAAUUCUGCAAUUAUUAUUAUUAAUUAGCAAUAAUUCAUCUUUGUUUGGAUCAGAAAUGUUUACUUAAUUAAUGGAGCCAUAUUAAACAUGAACCCCAGUCUGCUUCAUAUUUAUAUUACACCGGUUAGAUUCUGGUCAUUUUGAGCCGAGAAUACAAAUAACCAAAAAAAAAAAAAAAAAAAAAAAAAAAGAAGGGGUGAAAUAUCAAAUGAACUGCUUUUUACGAAAAAAAAACCAGCACGGUGAAGCAGUAAAAUCAUUAACAGCUUGUGUAUCAAACACAGUAAACACUCCACUUCCUCUCAAAACACCUUACAGAGUGUUUCAUUUCUUACACUCAGCUCCACACACACACACACACACACACACACACACACACACACACAUACACACACUGUUUAAAGAGGCAGUUUGUAAGAUUGAGUGCCCUCUGCUGGCAGCGAAGUGAAUUAAAAAUAAAACAAAAACAUUGCCGUGCCUCUUCUUCCCACAGACUGUGACUACACUCCCUCUGAUGGAAACACAAAUGCCCUUUUCCUUUUCAUAAAUUUUCCUCUUUUUAAGGAGAUGUUUGUUUCAACAGGGGGUGGAGCUUAUUUCCAGCCCUGAAAAAAUGCAAACAGAAGCAUGAAAUGAUGAAAAAUGUCUUUACUGCGAAUCCCAAUUAUUCUAAGAGAUGGUCCUGUCGUUGGUGUACCUGUGUGCGCGGGAGGUGGUCAGUGAUCACGGGUUGUCGGCUGCGUGGCUGAGCUGUGUGCCGCGCGAGCUCUACAGGCCGCUGCUGGACGCCGCGUUCGCUCACAGUCGCCCGCUGGCCAUCGGAGAGCUGGUGCAGCGCUGGCCUGAGCGGACCCUCAGCAUCGGGGGACGGAAAACACGUGACCAUGAUCCACCAAACCGCCUGUGUGUCCAGGCCCUGCUGCUCGCCGUGGUCAGGGGCUUGACGGAUAAGAGAUGUCGUCUGCAGGUGCUGGAUCUUUGCGGGCUGCAGUGCGAGGACGGCCGCUCGGAGGACGCGAUGGGCGGCUGGUCCCUCACCGUGGCGUUGUGCUCCACGCUGCUGCAGGCGAGAAACGUGGCCGCUGCCUCCAGGGGGCGCAGACAAGACGACCGAGAGAAGAAAAAGAGAGGGCUGGAGACGGAGAGAGAGCGGGACGGUGCGGUGAAACGAGACCGAGCCGGACUGAAGAAGGAGGAAGGGGAGAAGAUGGAUUGCGGUGAUAACGCAGCGCCUGAACGAGGGAUUUCGACAUCAGAAGAGGAGAAGGUGAAGGGCGUGAGGAGGAGGAUGGAGCUGCAGAGGAGAAUCGGAGCUCAGCCGCAGCAGGUUCCCAGCAGAGAGGACGUUCUGGUGGACAUCAGGGCCGAUCUGUUUGUGAACGCGCGAUCCUGGGAGCGUGUGCGCGGGGCGCUAAGCCUCUCCGGCCCCCUGCGGCUUCACUGCCGCUUCCUGCGUGUGGAGGAGCUGCCCGCGUCCUCCAUCGCCUCCCUGCUGCACCUGCUGCCCCAGGAGGAGCUCCUCGGUCUGGAUGUGCGCUACUCCAGCCUGGGCGUGUCAGGGUUAGCGCUGCUGUUGCCCCAGUUAGCACCUUUUCCUCGACUCAGCUCGCUCCGGCUGCACUACUGCAACCUGGAUGUGCAGCGCGCUCGUCCCGGCCAGCAGGAGGCGCUGCAGGACGUGUCUCGAGGGCUUGGAGAGCUGAAGCGGCUGCGCAGGCUGAGUCUCACUGCUCUGCGUCUGCCGGGACACCUGCGCCUGCUGCUCAGCUCUCUGUCGGAGCCACUGGAGGCGCUGGAGCUGCCAUACCUCAGCCUGACGUCCGGGGACGUGGCGUACCUCUCGCGCAGCCCUCACGCGUCCUCCCUCGCCGAGCUGGACCUGAGUGAGAACAGGCUGGACGAGUCGUCUCUGCACUCCCUGCGCCAUCUCCUCGCCCGGGCCGAGCGCUGCCUGACGCGCCUGUCUCUGUGCGGCUGCGGACUCUCGGACGGCCCCCUGGGGGCGCUGCUGCCCGCGCUGGGGCAAUGCCACGCCCUCCGCAGCCUCCGAUUGGCACUGAACCCGCUCUCCAGGGCGGCGCUGGUGGAGUUAGCGCGGGCCGCGGCAGGCAUGGACUCCCUGAGGCUCCUCCUCUACCCUAACCCGCUGGAGGAGUACGAGCCCGGGCUGCCCCCCCUGCCCUCCAGCGCACAGCUCCUCGACUGGCCUCUUAUCGAAGAGUCGGACGUCAAAGAGCUCACGCUGAUGCAGCUGGACGAGGUUUUGAGAGCCAAAGGGCGCAUGCGGGACCUCUUAAUGACCUCUGACCUGCUGAAAUAUAGCACUGACCUAGCAAUGGAUGAUUAGCGUCAUAGGAAAAAGGAUAGUUUAGCAACAAAAAACAAUUUUCGUAACAAUUUUGUUUCGACCUGGAGUUACGAGGCUAAUAUAGCUAACAAGCAGUGGAAGCUUAUAGCCACCAUUUUAGCAUCAAGAUUCAGGCACUACAUGCACACACUUCAUUGUGAAGUAUUUUUGUCCAUUUUUAUAUACAUACCAUGUUAGAGACUGUAUCUCACGGCAUAACUGCAAAAUUGGUAGCUAUUUGCUGCGACAUUAGCCUCGUAGCUCCACUGCAAAACGCUAGCAACAAACGUGCCUUGUUUGAUUGGCUACAUUUGAUUAUGUAUAAUUUUUAGCCACAUUAUUCCUUUAUCUCCGUAUCUCCCAGAAGUCUUGUGCAGGUUUCGGUGGGUCUCCUGCUCUGACACACCAGGUUCAGUCUCUGACGCCAUGUUGACACGCAGAGGAUCUUCUCAUCCCGGGAAACACCACGGUGAUGAAGUUUUAAUACUUAUUACUGAGCAGAAAUUGCACUUCAUUGAGAAACACGUGUUAAAACCAACCGAGGAUGAACUUUUCCCAUCAUCCAACACGAGAAGUUCCUGAAGUCACGAUGAUGCGAAACCUCUCAGCAUUAAGAGCGUGUUACUCUUUAUCCUGCUGAGAUAAACACACAGCCAACACGGACAAACACAUCAACUUCUGUUCAGUUACGUUUUCCAGGUUUGUAGAAGAAGAUUGAGUUGAGAUGAUGGAUUGAUUUUUUUUUUUUAUUACUGGUGUUCAAUAUUUGAAAACAUUAUCAUAUAAAUUUCUUUUGAUACUUUCUUCCUACAUGUUUCUCUGUGUGUGUCACUUCCAGUGAAGGGGGCGUGGCCUCUGUGUGCGUCAGUCUCAGAGAAGGAGGCGUGGCCUGUGUGUGUCACUUCCAGUGAAGGGGGCGUGGCCUCUGUGUGCGUCAGUCUCAGAGAAGGAGGCGUGGCCUGUGUGUGCCAGUCUCAGUAAAGGAGGCGUGGCCUCUGUGUGUGUCAGUCUCGGUGAAGGAGGCGUGGCCUCUGUGUGUGUCAGUCUCGGUGAAGGGGGCGUGGCCUCUGUGUGUCAGUCUCAGUGAAGGGGGCGUGGCCUCUGUGUAUGUCAGUCUCAGUGAAGGGGGCAUGGCCUCUGUGUGUGUCAGUCUCAGUGAAGGAGGCGUGGCCUCUGUGUAUGUCAGUCUCAGUGAAGGGGGCGUGGCCUCUGGGUGUCAGUCUCAGUGAAGGGGGCGUGGCCUCUGUGUGUGUCAGUCUCAGUGAAGGGGGCGUGGCCUCUGAGUGUCAGUCUCAGUGAAGGGGGCGUGGCCUCUGAGUGUCAGUCUCAGUGAAGGGGGCGUGGCCUCUGAGUGUCAGUCUCAGUGAAGGGGGGCGUGGCCUCUGAAUGUCAGUCUCAGUGAAGGAGGCGUGGCCUCUGAGUGUCUCAGUCUCAGUGAAGGGGGCGUGGCCUCUGUGUGUUUCAGUAUCAACAAAGGAGGCGUGGCCUCUGAGUGUCAGUCUCAGUGAAGGGGGCGUGGCCUCUGAGUGUCAGUCUCAGUGAAGGAGGCGUGGCCUCUCUGUCUUUCAGUCUCAGUGAAGGGGGCGUGGCCUCUCUGUCUUUCAGUCUCAGUGAAGGGGGCGUGGCCUCUGUGUGUGUCAGUCUCAGGAGCCUCAAACUCCUCAAAGCUAGCACACACACACACACAUUUCUUUUUGGUUAAAAUGUUACUGUUUGCACAAUCGUCAAUCACAUCACAUCGUAUUGAAACUUUGCUAAAAAUCAUAACUUGUUUACUUUUAUUCAUCUUGUUUACUGCUUUAAAUGUUAUUGUUUUGUUCAUUGGGGUUUUUAAACGGCCGUCUCUUGUGGCAUUCACCUCCUCAGAAAUCUCUAACAGCUCUGAGAGGUGACACAAUUCUGUCGUUUUUAAAUAGCGUGAAAUCCGUGGAGUUGGUUUCGCAGUCGAUGCUGAUUGUAGCUACAGUGUAAUUGCAGUAAUUUAUCUUUAAUCUGAGGGAAAUGUUGAUCUUCCCGACUGUUCUGUCACAUUUCCCGUAUACGAGAUACGAUAUAUAUACACGAGACGAGAUGGCAAUAUAUUUGCUCGAUAAAUCAUUAGCUAGCUUAUGCUUGGUGAUCAUAUCCAUAUUUCCCAGUUGCCUAGCAACAACAUGAACGGUGAGUGUAUCAUGUGUUUGAUUUUUUUUACUCCUUUGAGUUACAGUUUUUUUUUUUUUUUUUUGGGGAUUAGACCUCCACCAUGCCGAACUGCAAAGCUGUAGAAAACCGUCUGCUAAGUAAACGAAUGUAAAUAUAGGUUCACAGAUAUAUAAUAUUUCUCUACACUGUAAAGCAAAGAAAAAAACUAUCUGAAAUUGUCUCUAUUUAUCACAAUCACUGUGUACUGUCACAGACCACAAUCCCCGAAGCCUGGAGCUCCUGUAAGGCUUAAGAAUAGCGUGUAGAUGUUAUAGUUAACAGUGUGUACGGUGAAUGUGUGAAGAUCACUCGACAUCUACAAACGUUCUUCCUCAGAUUUUUCAUUUGAUUGACAGUUUUUUUUUUUUCCCCAGCAGGAUGAAAUUAUGCUGAGGAUUUUCUAACUCGAUGAAUUUAUAGAAGAUACUUAAACGUUUUCCUUCUAUAACGUCCUGCGACUGAUCAUUUUUUAUCUCUAGUUUGGCUCUAACAUCAGAAGGAUUAGGAUCAGCGAUGAGGCUACGUCACACACGCACGGACGGAUGGACGGAUUGAUGGACGGAUGGAUGGAUGAAUGGAUUUGCUGUAUUUACUGCACUCAGUACAAUUUCAUCGACUAACUGUGAUCUUUUUAGCUAAAUCGAACAGAUCUUUUACUUAACAGAUCUCUCUUCAUGUUUGUUAAACGUGCCAAAGAAAGGAUUUCAAUACAAUUUCAAUACAAUCAUGUUCUACUAAAACCUUUUUUUUUUUUUUUUUAAUCCUGUGUGUGACAUCAUGACUGGAUCUUAACUUCACCAUAGCGUACUCUUAUCCUGUAUUUCUGCUUUUCAAUAAAUACAAACCAAAGCGUUUCUUACAAAAACGUAA
This is a messenger RNA of Pangasianodon hypophthalmus (striped catfish), 6805 nucleotides long. Its product is annotated as leucine-rich repeat-containing protein 14. The record is from RefSeq and is a predicted model, not a curated record. NCBI's taxonomy places the organism in Eukaryota, Metazoa, Chordata, Actinopteri, Siluriformes, Pangasiidae. The transcript is spliced from 4 exons. Gene Ontology annotation, cellular component: cytoplasm. Bases 2084 to 3754 code for a protein of 556 amino acids.